Cavenderia fasciculata is the source of this 1587-nucleotide messenger RNA. Its product is annotated as radical SAM domain protein. The transcript has a single exon. The record is from RefSeq and is a predicted model, not a curated record. Gene Ontology annotation, cellular component: cytosol. Lineage: Eukaryota; Evosea; Eumycetozoa; Acytosteliales; Cavenderiaceae. The coding region runs from base 1 to 1587 and encodes 528 amino acids. Gene Ontology annotation, molecular function: metal ion binding; cobalamin binding; iron-sulfur cluster binding.
AUGAUAAAUAGUUUAAAAAAAGGAAAUACAAUAACAACAAGACUAGCAAAGAACUUUAACUACUUUAAAAGGUUCUAUUCUUUUUCUGCUCCUGCUGCUCCUCCUCCUUCUCCCUUGUUUGGAGGAGGAGGAGGAGGAGGAGGGCAAAGGCAAUUAAUACUCGUAUCACAAGAUUGGACGAGACCAAAAGAUCCCCCAUUAUCACUUGGGCAUGCAUCGCUAUUAACCAAUCUCCGUCUCCAUCAAGUCGAUGUGAUUGAGAGAUCGUGGUCCGUCAACGCACCAGAUUUCUCAUCCGACUCUGUCACUGACUUUAUCAUGAAUAAUGUCAGGGAGGACGGCAGAACCGACGUGGCUUUGGGCGCAUUCGUUUGGAACGAACACAGCACCAAAGCAAUACUCCGUAACCUCAAAAAGCAUCGUUUCCCCGGCCGAAUUAUUUUGGGUGGCCCUCAAGCCAGUUAUCUCAAAAGUAAUAUUGAAUCCUACUAUCCAGAAGUAGAUUAUUUCAUCCGUGGAUAUGCUGAAUCUGCCAUUGUAGAUUUAAUGAAAUCAAACGUCGACGACGACCUUUUGAUUUCAACUCCAACCAUGAUCGCUACUAGUACUGGUACUAGUAAACCGACGUCGGUUGGUGGUACUACACCAUGUAGCAGUGGUAAUAAUAAUAAAACCAAAGGAAUACAUCGAGCUGGAGCACUUCCCGAUUUAGGGUUGUCAGCUACCGCCGAUCUAGAGACUCUACCCUCCCCAUUUCUCAGUGGCACUAUCAAACCCCAGAGAUUUAUGCGGUGGGAGACUCAACGUGGUUGUCCCUUUCGUUGUGCGUUUUGUCAACACCGUGAAUCAGACUCUGACUCUGACUCGCACGUGCGUAGACACAUGUCGCUCACUCGGACACUACAAGAAUCUGAAUGGAUCACCAACAACCCAGUCAUUCAAGACUUGGCUGUACUAGACCCCAUCUUUAACUCUGGCCCCAACUAUCUCGAGAUACUUGACCAACUCUUACGCGGACGCUACUCUGGAAAGCUGUCGCUUCAAUGUCGUUUGGAAAUGGUAAAGGAACCAUUUCUCGACAGAGUGUCAAGACUCAAAGAUCAAGGUUGCCAGGUUGUUUUAGAGUUUGGGCUUCAGACCAUUCAUGCGGCCGAACAAAAAUUAAUUGAUCGACCAAACAACAUCAAACGUGUUGUUCAAAUACUCAAAGAGGUUGGACAGCGUGCCAUACAGACUGAAAUCAGUCUCAUCUAUGGUCUGCCACUACAAACGGUAGAGACAUUCAAAGAGACUAUUGAUUUCUGUCGUACGCACGCUCCCAACAACGCUGUGAUUCAUGCGUUCCCAUUAAUGCUUCUUCGAGGAACACCUUUGUUUCAUCGCAAGCACGAACUUGGAAUCAUCGAAUCCAACGAAAUAGUCUCGGAUAAUAAUAUUAUCCCUCGACUACAAUCAACCCCAGACUCGCUCGUCGACAUACCUCAUGUCGUUGCCAGUCCUUCAUUUACCUACCAAGAUUGGAAAGAAAUGACUAAAUUAUCUGAACAAUUAGAAAUUGAUAAUCAAAGAAUUCAAUUAAAUAAUUAA